UAUUCUGUCUCCUUUUUUGAGCUAAAGUUUGUUACUUUGGUAAAGAAAAAAAGGUGUUGGAUCGGAGUUGGAUAUAUAAAGAAGCCAUGUUCAUCUCCAUGCUCCAUCUUCCUUAGCAGUUAACUCCCUCCAUUUUUACCACCACCAUCACCUUGCAGCCCAAGUCAGAAUCACCCUUAACCUAAAAAGGCACAUUCCCUCUGAUCCCCCUACACUUUCUCUUUCUUCCCAACAAGAGCCCUAUAUAUCGUUCUUUUCAUUUGUUUCAUUCAUGAAAGACGACAACACUGCAACAGCUAAUCUAACCCAAAACCGGCAACACCAGGUGUGCAGAACCACAGGUGCUGUUUCCUCCGUUGACCAAGUCGUCGACAUGUCGCCGCCGGUCAUGUCUCCGGAGGUGGUCCCUUCCAACGCCGGGGAUGAACUCAACUUGAUCCCAUCUUUGAACUUCGCUAUGGUUGACAAUGGCAUUUUCAGGUCCGGCUUCCCUGAUUCUGCCAACUUCUCUUUUCUCCAAACGCUUCGUCUCCGGUCCAUCAUAUAUCUUUGUCCUGAGCCAUACCCAGAAGCCAACAAUGAAUUUUUAAAGGCCAAUGGAAUCAGGCUGUUUCAGUUCGGAAUUGAAGGUUACAAGGAGCCAUUUGUAAAUAUCCCACAGGAUACAAUCCGCGAAGCUCUAAAGGCUGUCCUUGAUGUAAGGAAUCACCCGGUUCUGAUUCACUGCAAACGGGGGAAGCACCGAACUGGCUGUCUUGUGGGAUGCUUGAGAAAACUGCAAAGGUGGUGUUUGUCAUCAGUCUUUGAUGAGUACCAAAGGUUUGCCGCCGCAAAAGCUAGAGUUUCUGAUCAGAGGUUCAUGGAGUUGUUCGACACUUCUAGCUUGAAGCAUCUGCCGAUGUCGUUUUCUUGCUCGAAGAAGAAUAGGUGACGAGUUCCCUGAAUUGCAAUAAAAGGCGCACGUAGGUGUGAUAUAUAUUUAGCGUGGAGAUCUCCUCCCCGCCUUUUUCAUGUUGAUCUAGUUGUCCUCUACUUGUUUUACUUUGAAAGCCAUUGUUAGCUUCGUUUAAGGUUUCGAGACAGUUUUUACAGUGAACAAGAAUCAAGAUUUACAGCUAUUCUUCUUGUCAAGCUGCUUUUGCAGAUAAUUAUAGGCAAGGCAGCUAGAGUUCAGGCAAUGUAGACACAUGAUUCUAUUUGGCUACUUAGCUAUCAAUAUUCAUAUACAGAACAGCUCUUCUUUGGAA
Messenger RNA from Hibiscus syriacus, 1247 nucleotides. RefSeq names its product tyrosine-protein phosphatase DSP1-like. The coding region runs from base 272 to 931 and encodes 219 amino acids. Gene Ontology annotation, cellular component: cytoplasm. The record is from RefSeq and is a predicted model, not a curated record. Gene Ontology annotation, molecular function: phosphatase activity. NCBI's taxonomy places the organism in Eukaryota, Viridiplantae, Streptophyta, Magnoliopsida, Malvales, Malvaceae. The transcript is spliced from 6 exons. Gene Ontology annotation, biological process: protein dephosphorylation.